Messenger RNA from Oppiella nova, 4338 nucleotides. Lineage: Eukaryota; Metazoa; Arthropoda; Arachnida; Sarcoptiformes; Oppiidae. The record is from the annotation of a GenBank genome assembly.
AUGGACAUAAAGUCACCGAAGAAUGGUUCCAAUGGUUCCGCGAAUCAACGAAAGCGACCAGAAAUGGCAUUAUAUAAGCCGGGAAUGGGAAAGAUCCUUGCUAAGAAAGCAGAUAAUGGUGACACCAUCGGUGUGCAAAGCAAACCAGACAUAAGUGGCGAUGACUUAAGGCAUGAGAUAAUGGUUGAGUCGCCGAAGACGGACUCCAGAAGUGAUUUGAAGUCUAAUAACAAUAAUAGCAACAAAUGUGUGGCGAAGAAGCCGGACAUCAAAGUGUAUGUUCCGCCCAAACAAAGCACCGGACAAUCGGCCACUCCUUCCACCACCGCAUCCGACAACAAGACCGCCACCGCUGACACCAAAGCUGCCGUUCCCGCAGACAAACCACAGCCAAAACCUCAGAGGAAUAGUGUUCCGCAAAACACUGAUAAUAAUCACAACCAAAGACAACUUCAAAACAGUAAAUCAGGAAAUAAUAGACAAAAAUGGGACCGAAAUGAAAGACAACAACAGGAGAAGAGCAGCGAAAGACGUGAUAAUAAGUCAUCGAAAUAUGAGAAAAGGCAAAGACAUCACAACAACACGAGUGACAGGUCUGACAGACAGACAGAUAGACUGGAGAGGAAUGACAGGACAUCACAGUCUAAGACCAACGUUGCGGACAAAAGUGGAGAAAAUAUGGGUUCAAGUAAUUAUGAAUCAAAUAAAAGCCAAACCAUUGAAGUGUCGCAUAAAGUGGACUAUAAAGAGGAGACAACUCAUAGAAAAACGAAACCAAAUGAGCCAAAAGUGGUCCACAAUAUGCCCGAAAAGCAUAAACACGACAAAUACGAAGACUAUGAGGACUACUAUAACGUGGAGUUCAAUCCAAUCCACGCCAAUGUCGACAGAAAUGAAAAAUUUACUAAUAGUUACAGUAAUAGUAAUCAACGAAACAGUGGUACAAAUGUGGAGAUGCCUGUCCCUCGAAAUGAUGGCAAUUAUAACACAAAUGACAACAAGUCUCGUGUAAAGCAUGAGUCGGCGUCUAAUAAACGCAAUUUUACGGCAAUUAAAUCGCAACACAAUCACAACAGAUAUGUGAAGACAUUUGAACACCAAAUUCCGCCCCGUUUUCUAAAACAACAACAAUUGAAAAAACAAAACUCAGAACAGACACAACAAACUCAUUACGAGAACCAAAGACGAGAUUCUCUGCGAGAGUCGACAUCUCAGACACAGACAGCUAAUGCCGAAGCGGGUCCACAGCGAGGACUCAUACGUCUGCCCAACAGUCAGAUGACACCAAAUGAUUGGUCGGCACAACAGCCCAACACCAGUCACCACCAGAACCGGUCGCUUAACGCCAGCAAACCCACUGUAGCCAUACGUCCCACACAACACGUGACAGCAGCCAAUCCGAUCCAAUACUCGCCCUCUUCGAGUCCGGACACGAACUCGUUGUCCACAACAGUCGAUAAUUAUCAGCAAUUGUCGCCAUAUUUGCGGUCAAACAACGAGUACGCGAUUCCGCACUUCAUGUCGGCCGCAUCGGUGGAAAACACGGAGAAUUCGCGCCGAAAAUUGAAGCCAAUUAUCGAGAAGAGUCUGAACGAGGCGUCGGCCGCCGAGACGGACCUCUCUGUCUGUCACGACCCCCAGAAAGUGGAACAAAUCCGAUACCGAAUCCAAUUGCGUUACGAACACAUUAUACUCAAUGAUCUGCGCUUUUGUGCCGAAACUAAUGUCGAGCAGCGCUUAUGGAAGUCAGCCUUCUAUCAGUUCAUUGAGCACUACCGGCGCCUAAUGGAGCAGAACAGCGAACAACAGUCGGAGCUCAAGACAUGUCUUCAUAAGAUCAUAGACGAGGCGUCGCUCUUCUUCGAGAACCUAUUGGUUAAAAUGCAAGAGACGUAUGGCUUUGUCAUCGAGAAGCUGUUGGCCCACGAGUACGACUCCGACAACUCGGAGAACUACGAGACACUGAAACUGGUGUCCAUUUCAGCCCAAAAGAUAUAUCUCUAUUUAGGAGAUCUCUCGCGAUAUCGGGAAUGCGAGACAAAGAACUCGACUUUUGUUAAAAGCAAAUUCUUUUACUUAAGAGCACAGAUGUUGGCGCCGAAGAACGGCCGCAGUUAUAAUCAGUUGGCAUUACUGGCGAUGUAUCAAAACAGACGCUUAGAUGCCGUCUAUUACUAUAUGAGAAGUUUGGCCGCAAGUAAUCCCUUCCUAACUGCCAGAGAGAAUCUGUUGACUAUUUUUGAUGAAUGCCGGCGAAAGUACGAAUUGAACGAAAAGAAACGAAACCAAGACUUAGAAGCAAACCGUCGAAAACGAAUGGAAGAGUUGGAGGGUUUGGCGGCCGAUAAGAAUCGACUCGAGAUUUGGAUCCGUUCUGAUGGCUCUUCUGCGGUGAUUAACAAUUAUAAGCAGUUAUUCGAAACCGAUUCCGACGCCAAGAAAGAGAAUUUGGAUUCACUUUCAUCCGUUGAUUUAAACAAACGAUUUGUUCUCAGUUUCCUUCACACUCACGGAAAACUUUUCUCAAGAGUUGGUAUGGAAUCAUUUGUUCCGGUUGUUAACCAAAUGUUAGCAGAGUUUCAAUCACUUCUCCGUCGAUCACCCAUUCCUGUAAUGUCUCAACGAUUGUCACAACUGUUGGCAAUCAAUAUGUUUGCAGUUUUCCACACAUCACUCAAAGGUAUGGAUAGUAAACCAGUUUUGUAUUCAUUUAAUUUACAUAAUAUGCUAAUACCACAUAUGACUACAUUUUUAGACACAACCUAUGGUUCAAACUGUCGUUCCCUUCUGCAGGAACAGGCAAUACAAGUGACGCUCGCAAUGAUGUCAUUAAUACUCGAAUGCGCUAUCAAUACACUAAAAGUCCAAAAGGCUUCCGAAACUAAUUCUGAUAUCAUUUCUGACGAUUUGACGGAAUUGUUGCCAACGAUUAAGUUAUGGACCGAUUGGAUGUCAUGUCAGAAGCAGCUGUGGUGUCCGCCACCCCCUCCCUCUGACUUCAGAAUAAAUUGUCGCGCUGAUGGAGAUAUUUGGACCCUUUUCGCAGAAUUUUUGACUUUAUUAACGAAAAUCAAUAUCCGAAGUGUGAAACUGUUUGGCAGCAAAUUAGAGGGCUGUGAGCCUAUCAUACUUCCAGAGGACACCUCUUUGGCCGGCUUUCUACCACUGCUGGGUUCCCCACAAUGCGUUCAAUUCGCACAACCAAACUAUGAUAAAGAAAAGGCGAGAACCUGUUUGCGUUUGACUGCAAUUCAAUAUUUCGGUGACUAUUUGUGUGGAAUCGUUGAGCCGUACCUUAAAUAUGAUGUCGAGAACAAGGGUUUCGUAUCACUCAUACCCACAUCCGUUACCCCCACUGACGACCAAACGAUUAUCAAAGAAUUUAGUGAAUUAGAGAUUUCGGAGACGGAAACCGAUGAAUACUCUUAUGAAUUAUCUUCUGCCGAGACUAACAAUACAAUGAGUAAUGAUUCUGAUGUGAAAAGUCCGGAACAAAUGGAAAUCGAGAAGUUGUGGUCACUUCAGGAGAAACUCAAGAAAGCGAAAGACAAACAAGAAUUAAUGAAACAGACGGUUGACGCCGUAUUAACCGAAGAGAACCAAAACAAACCGUCUAGAAUUGUAGUGCAGCCCCGGUAUGUCAUACCCGACACCAACUGCUAUAUCGAUCAUUUGGACAAAAUUAAGCGAAUUAUUGAAUCGAAAUAUUAUGAACUCAUUGUUCCGUUAAUCGUGAUUAAUGAGUUGAAUGGACUCAAGACUCGUGGCAUUCAGACGACUAAACCGUUGACUUUUAGCGACGACCACACGGGCCAAGUGGGCAAAGCAGCCCUCGAGGCCAUGGAGUACUUGGUGUCCGCUUUUAACGACAAGAGUUUGAGAUUAAAAGCUAUUACAUCGAAGGGAUCUCUUUUGGAAUCCAUUAAUUUCAUCAGCGAAUCAAUUACUGAUACACAGGGCAAUUCAAACGACGACUUCAUUCUCAGCGCUUGCUUUCACUUCAUUAAAGACAAACCCAAAGAAAAGGCUACGAAAGAAAGUGAUAUGAAUUCAGAUGAAUCAAACAGUAUUUUUAGAGAAGUAGUACUUUUGACGGAUGACCGCAAUUUAAGAGUCAAAUCGUUGGGACAUAACGUUCCGGUCAGAGGUUUACAGCAUUUUGUGAAAUGGGCGGCCAUUCCUUCCGAUGCAAAUCAUGUUAAACACAAAUAAUUGAAUACAAAAAACCAUUAGAAUUACCGAUUCGUUAGGAAUCUGUGGCUACAAAAUCAUGUCUAGAGUCCGAUGUACUGACAAAAAAGUUUAGAAAUAUACUAAAAAACGCAAAGUUAUUCUCAC